This is a messenger RNA of Ipomoea nil (Japanese morning glory), 1176 nucleotides long. RefSeq lists its product as uncharacterized. The transcript has a single exon. Lineage: Eukaryota; Viridiplantae; Streptophyta; Magnoliopsida; Solanales; Convolvulaceae. The coding region runs from base 1 to 1176 and encodes 391 amino acids. Gene Ontology annotation, molecular function: nucleic acid binding; RNA-DNA hybrid ribonuclease activity. The record is from RefSeq and is a predicted model, not a curated record.
AUGGACCUAGUAGGUAAUUUAUUCGUGUUAUUGCAACAUCAUGUUUAUGCGCAUGGACAGUGGGAUGAAGAGGUGUUACGGGACCUCUUUGAUGAAGUCGAGGUGCGACGGAUUAUUGCCACCCCAGUUGCUAAUCAUUUACCUGAUUCGUGGCGAUGGGUGGGAGAUAUACGUGGAGAGUACACAGUGAAACACGGAUAUAAACUUCUGACAUCAAGUUUCACGUUGAGUAGCACCCCAGGAAAUUUUGCCGCAUGGGACAAAUUGUGGAAACUCCCAGUUCCACCCAAAGUACAUCUGCUUUGGCGUUGUACUCGGGGAAUAUUACCGGUGCGGGAAAAUCUCAAGCUCAAGAACAUUUGGAUUGGGGGAGGUUGUCCACUAUGCACGUAUGAUUCGGAAACUGCAGAACAUCUUUUUGGAGGGUGCUGUUUUGCUCGGCAGCUGUGGAAGAGAGACGAAGGGCUGCAAGAUAGGACGGUCCAGUCUUACAUGGAAGAGCUGGUUAACGGUACGUGUACAGGUAAGAAGAUACGAAUGGCCGCGGUGUUUUGGAUGAUCUGGAUAGCACGGAACGACAGAAUUUGGAGGAAUAAGGUAUGGACAGUGGAGGCUACGCACAACCAGAUUGAGCUGCUGAUAGCUACCUGGAAUGAGAACUAUAAACGGGAGAUCACUGUUGAUCAAAUUAGAGAUGAUGGUGCGACAUGGGAACCACCAGCGCCGAACUGGGUGAAGUGCAACGUUGACGCGGCGCUCUCGUCCGUUGAGGUAGCCUUUGGGGCGGCAAUCCGUGAUCAUAGGGGGCGCUUUGUGGCAGCAAGGAACGGAUGGUUGAUCUGUUACCGUGAUCCGUUAAUGGCAGAGGCUUGUGCAGUUAAGAAGAGUUUAGAAUGGUUGCACAGUUUGGGUCAUAACCAGUUGAUUGUUGAAUCAGAUUGUUUAGUUUUUUGUAAUGCGUUUAAUUCUUGCAAUUUAGAUUUGUCUUGUGUUGAUUUAAUUGUGAAGCAAUGUAAACAAAUUGCUAGCGACAUGGGGGACGUUGUGGUUCGCCAUGUUAGGAGAUCAGCGAAUCGUGUGGCUCAUGUUCUUGCACAGGCAACCGAUUCUUCGUCUGACUCAGGUUCUUGGUCCGAUGUACCACCUGAUUGUAUUUCCGACCUGUUGGCUCAGUAA